Molecule: messenger RNA, 1994 nt
Organism: Benincasa hispida (wax gourd)
Lineage: Eukaryota; Viridiplantae; Streptophyta; Magnoliopsida; Cucurbitales; Cucurbitaceae
Product: cell wall integrity/stress response component-like protein
Source: RefSeq, a predicted model, not a curated record
AAAAGAGAUGGUAGCAGCCAGCCACAAGACAAGUGAAAACGCGUAGACUAAAAGUGCGUCUCGUAGUGUUUCUGUUUAGUGUAAAAUGUAAAUCCUGCUUUGCUUUUGCUUUGCUUGCGCCAUUCCAUCUCCAUGUGACGCUGACCUAUUUAAAAUUCUAAUUCCUCCUCCCCACUCUUCUGCAUUGAAAUCCUCCCUCUCUCCCCACUUCCUUCUACUUCACUCACUCUUCAUAUUCUCCAUCUCAAUUCAAUGCAAAUACUCUCUCAAAUUAAAGUUUGAACCCCAAUCUGAGAACCCAGAUUUCAGAAAUGGCUCGACUUGGGAAUUUCAGACCCACAAAGGUAUUCUUGCUGUUUCUUGUUUUCGUCCUUUUUGCAGCGGCUUUUCUCUUAUGUGUGUCCGCCGAAUCUGAAUCUCCAAAUGGAGAAUUGUUUCGGAGAGGAAGAAGAAUUUUGGAGUCGGUGGAAGAGGAUGAGCCGAAGAAGAAGAAGUCCAGUGAUGCCUUACCCACCAAAACUCAGAGCAAGCUCAUUAAAUCUCCCACCCAAUCCUCAAAAAAUCAAACCAAGCUCAUUAAGAACAAUUUGUCGACCAAGAACAAGACUAUGCUUGGUAAGGCUACCAAUUCCACUAAACUGACAUCCGGCGGCAUCCUUUCGAAGGUUGGGCUCAAGAAGCUCAAUUCCACAUCGAAAUCCUCCAAUUCCACCAAAACCACUUCGUUCUCUGCUAAGAAAUCAUCCGAUCUACCCAAAUUAAGCACACCCAAGAACAAAAUGACGACACCCAAUUCCUCAAAACAAUCCCAAACAACCCAUCUCGACAAACCAAACAAGGAGCAGAAAUCAGAGAAGAAACAAGCACAGAAUGAGGAAAAACCCAAGAAACAAGUAGAGGCCAAAGCAAAACCCAGUUGGGUCGACGAUGAUGAAGACGACGAUUUGGUCUCGGAAUUUAGAGAUCUACCCACGAAAUUUCAGAAAACUUUGAUCCCAGACCUGGCGAGAAUCUCGACCACUUCCAAGGCAUACCUUAAUAAAGCCAACAAACAAAUGACAAUGGGAUUCAAACCCAUCGUUGGUAACAAGUAUGCCUCCACCAUCGCUUCUCUAACCUCCUUCGCAUUCAUUUUGAUUCCAUUAAUCUUGGUAAGUCUUUUAUUCAAUCGGAUCAAGGCUUAUUUCUCACUCCAAAAGCUCCUGAUAUUCAUCCAAAUCUAUCUCGCAAUCUAUUUCGGCAUCCUCUGCUUAUCGUCGGUGGUCACCGGGCUGGAGCCACUCAAAUUUUUCUACUCCACGUCGCAAUCAACCUACAUUUGCUUGCAGGUGAUGCAAACCCUUGGAUACAUAUUGUAUCUCCUGUUUCUGGUGAUGUACCUGGUGCUGGUGUUCUCCACCGAUUGUGGGCUGGGCUCGAGGAUGUUGGGCCUGGCCCAAACCUUCGUCGGGUAUGCAGUGGGGUUGCAUUACUAUGUGUCGGUGUUCCACAGGAUGGUUCUACACCAGCCACCCAGGACGAACUGGAAAAUUCAUGGGAUUUACGCCACGUGUUUUCUGGUGAUUUGCGGGUUCGCCGGGGCGGAGAGGAGGAAGAAAUCUUACUUGGAAGAAGACGGAGCAGAGGGCAAGAAGAGUUGAUUCAAAUUCAAUUCAAUGUGGAAUUUAGUUUUUUUUUGUUGGUUGUGACCAACAAUAAUUUUCUUCUUCUUCUUCUUCCGUUUUGAAUCUAUUACUGUUUAGUGUUGGGAAUUGUAGCACCAAAUGGCCAAAAACCAAAAGAAAAGAAGGGUGUCAUGCCAUUGGGGUAGGCUAUAUUUUAUUAUUCUACUACAAAUUUACAUCACAUUAUUGUUGCAAAGAAGAUGAAAAUGAAAAUGAAAAAUAGUUAUUUUCUUUGGGUUUUGGUAGUGUAAGAUUCGAAGCCAUGGAAUCCGUGAUAUGGUAUAUUAAUUAAGUGGAGAUAGAAAUAAAAGGAAGUUAGUUUUGAGGGCC